AUGUUCAUUGUUUUGCGUAGGGACUCUACCCGGUUUUAUUUAUGUAUCAAGAAGACCAUCGACUUCUCAAGAUCAUCGACUUCUCAAGACCAUCGACUUCUCAAGACCAUCGACUUCUCAAGACCAUUGACUUCUCAAGACCAUCGACUUCUCAAGACCAUCGACAUCUCAAGACCAUCGACUUCUCAAGACCAUCGACUUCUCAAGACCAUCGACUUCUCAAGACCAUCGACUUCUCAAGAUCACCAAAUUCUCAAAAGCUCCAAAACAAAUUCAUCAUGGGCCGUGUUGGCAAGAGCAACCCCGGUAUUAGACUCUCUCCUGCGCGGCGAGCGAGUUCAAUCAUCAAUUGCGGUCUCCACAUCACCCAACCUUCCAAACAAUGAUUCGCAUGACCAUUCUACUCCUGAUUUCGACCCACCAGAUGAACCGUACCAUGAUUCCUCGCCUUACGAUGAAAAUCCUUUAUCGACUUGGUCAUCGAUUCCAUGGGAUAUCAGUAUGGAUACUACAGGCAACAACACGACCAACUCUCAGCUGCCCACAGUUAAUGAUGAAGAUCUUGCUGCCCUCCGACAUCAUGACCGAAGGGUUGAAUUUCAAACUCGAGCUAGUAAUUGGGAAGGCGUUAUGAACAAGAUUUUCUCUGCAUACCUAUGGCUCAAGGAGAAGACCGACAAUUGGACCACCGAGGCAUCCUUCAAAUCAUACGACUCAUGGUUCUGCAAAUGCCAAGAACACGAAGUACGAUCGAAGCAAUGGAUUGACCUGGUGGACCUUGCAGGUCAGCAACGUGUGAAGUUUGAAUUUUGCCGCUGUAUGCCCAGGUCGGUGACACUUCUGGCAAAUGGAUUUCUACCAAGCUCGCCAAUCAAACCAACCACUGGAUUCUCGAUGAGGUUGCUUGCAUAUCAUGACUAUGCGUGGAAUCACUCAAACGUACGAAUGGCACCAUUUGCCGAAACCCAAAGAAAAUUUAGUGAAGACAGAUCCGAGGUGCUGUGGAAUCGUCGCCAGACCAAGGGCCGUGAUCUCCGAAGCUGCAUGUCAUCAGCUGUUUUGCUAUAUCGCGACCUUCUCAGCAGGAACGAAAAUCUGAUACAAACCAUCCUGGGCCUAACCAAACAGCAGAAGAUGGCACUUACAACCUGUCCCGCUUGCUUUGGGCCAAGCAUGAGAACAGGUCUUCAUCGACUUCCUUCGGUCGAUAAACGGUUGAUAAUUUUGUUUGACGGUAACUUUCAGCACCGUCACCAGAAAAAGGCCGGUAGCGACCACAUACCCCUGGUUACUCCGGAUAUCUUUAUCCAGCCAAGCGAACUGGACGAAGUCUUAACAUACAUAACCCAGCAGGAGAAAGCUAAAAAGAUUCCGAAGAAGGCCGAUCGGUGUACAGAUUCUCACAAGGCCGCAAACGACAAGCGCAACGAGACAACUUGGAAAGCUUGUGACGACACAGGAUUAAUGGGAUCCUGUUGCCGACAUGAUUCAGUAAUUUAUCUUGCAAAUAUCCAUGGAACUGGUGAAACUCGGGCGCUUCCCUUAUCAAUUCUGAAACGCAUCAUGGACAACAUCGAUCCUGGGCGCCCUGUGAGCGUGCUGUAUGAUAUCGGCUGUUCUUUGGAUAAGUACAUGAAAUUGCGCGACAUCUUCCCAGAAUCACGCGGGCGAAUGACCUUUGGAACUUCUGUGUUUCAUGCGUAUGUCCAUGAGUGGCCAUGCCAAGUGAAAUACAACCCACGCUAUCAAACGGGGUGGGGGCUAUCUGAUGGCGAGUCCUUGGAGCGCCUAUGGUCUUCGCUGUCUCCCCAGGUCAGCCCCUUGAGAUACGCUACAAGAAACAAUCGCUUGGGGGCACUUGCCCAUCGGUGCAAGUACCGCAACCAGGAAGGGAUAAUCAAUUUAGCAAGAUGGCUGUUGAAGAAAUUUGAAAACGCCCUUAUCCGCCGUGAUGAAGAAAAGAAGAUUAUACUCGAAUUAUCGGUGAUCCCCAAUCCACAUUGGAUGGAUCAAGUUCGGAUCGCAUUGGAGCAGGAAGAAACUGAAGAAGAACUUGAAGGUAAUAAAAACUUGGCUGAGUUUUUUGAAAAUGAGGAAGUCUUGGAGAGUUGCCGUGAUAGGGAUCGUCUGAGAUUGGGUCAAUGGCCUCCAACACUGCUCCAGGCCAACGAAAUGCUUGAAGGUAUGCAGGCUCGCGAAGAGAAUCAACACAAGCUAGCUGCAGCUUUAGGCAAGAGCUACGAAGAUCUACGUGGAAAGCGAACUACUGAGCAGGGGAUGUUGACACUGUUGUGGAAAGCGAAGACAGAACUUUACGAACAGGCUGUUGAACUUCAAGGGGAGAGGCUUCCUAUCUUAAAUACAAAUUCAGGCAACAUUCUCGGAACACGUUUAAAGGAGAGAAUACUGGCUGCAAUCAAUCGGCGAAAAGGUCCAGUUGAGAAGGCAAUCAAACUGUUUAACCAACGCCGAACCGAGUACCUGAAGAAAUACGAUCCAAACCGCCUAAACCAACCAGAGAACGCAGACCUCACAUAUGCGGCCUUUGAGAAGAUGGACCUAGACGAUCCUCUAUGGAAAGACGGUCACUUCUAUCAUGCUCGGGCACCUUGGGCGACCGAUCCUCUGGUCCGAAGCGGUAUACGAUCGGUCUUGGUUCUAGAUCGAGUGGAGGAAGAGAUUGAACUGCUGACCCAAGAGUUGGAUAGGGCCAUCACUUGGGCAUAUGAACACCACACAUCAUUAAAAUCCACUCAAAGUCGCUUGGAUUUGGCUGCCACGGAGCCUAUUGAUCCAGAAAACGACUUCAAAUCAAUUCUGACAUCCUUUCCUAUCAAAAGCCGCCUACGAUUGCUUCGUUCAGAAAUCGAUCGACAGUUACACAUGCAUGAAAAGUUGAUGGUGGGAUGGAAGGACAAUGUUGAAACACUUUGGAGAAAUACCCGCACAUCACAUACAGCUUCCCAUCACCCCUGGUUUGACUUGAUUGGGUGUAUCCAAAGUGCGAUGAUCAGACACAAUGUUGGUAGCAUUAAUGAUGCUGUGGAGCGCAUGGGCUUUGAAGAAGAAGAAUCCAGCAGCGAGUGGGAAACUGAAACUGACGAACUUGAUGACAUUGGGGAAGUGAACGAGCAGGGGUAA
Messenger RNA from Puccinia graminis f. sp. tritici CRL 75-36-700-3, 3141 nucleotides. RefSeq lists its product as uncharacterized. The transcript has 11 exons. Lineage: Eukaryota; Fungi; Basidiomycota; Pucciniomycetes; Pucciniales; Pucciniaceae. The record is from RefSeq and is a predicted model, not a curated record. Bases 1 to 3141 code for a protein of 1046 amino acids.